UGGCGCUCGGUCGCGAGCAACGGAGCCAGUCGUGAGCUUCGUGCCGUGGUUGCUGGGGCGAUGCGCCUGGCGCAUCGACCGACGUGCGCGACUGCAGCAGCAGCAGCAGCAGUAGCAGCAGCAGCAGCAGCAGCAGUAACAACAGCAGCAGCGACAACGAGUGUAUUGCACGUCGCACCAUCGCGCCCGUUGUCCGUCGUCCUCGCCGUUGUCGUUGGUGCCGGACUCGCUGGAACGACGACGCUCGCACGUGAGCACGUCGCCGCGGCCGCGAGAUGAGAGACGUGUGACCAAGGAGAGCCCGAUCGCCAGCCGGGGCAUGGCCAGCAGCACGGAGGACUACGGGGGCUCCGAGCUGCAGGAGCUGCAGUGGGGCAGCCGUACCACCGGUUCGUACUUCGUGCGCGGCACGACCGGCGGUUCUCACUACUCGCGCGGCGGCACCGGCGGCUGCUAUGAGGCCGAGGACCUCGAGCCCGUGGUCCGGCAUCAUGGCAGCCAGCACCGCGGCUACUACAGCCCGCCCGGCACCAGCUACACCAUCGUCGAGAGGCCGCCCAGCGCGCCCCAUCAUCACUCCUCGCAUGCGACCCCCUACAGAUCGCACCGGGGCCACGGAACCACCGGCGGCAGUGCCAUCUCUCCGGAACAGGUGAUCAGGCUGUUCGGUACCAGCGUUGCGGAGCGACGUCAAGCUGAGCGCAGGUCGCCGGCGUCGAGCCCGGCGAGCGUGACGACGGUGCGCAACACACCGACCGCGUCCGGCGGCUCGCAGCAGCAGCAGCAGCAGCAACAGCAGCAGCAGCAGCAACAGCAACAGCAGCAGCAGCAGCAGCAGUCGCAGCAGCAGUCGCAGCAACAGUCGCAGCAGCAGCAACAGACCGGGGGGAACGCUGGUAAUCCGCCCACGUCGCCGAUCUCGCAGCCGCUCAGCCUACAGGAGCUCACCGUAAGGACAAUCACCAUGACGAGAGAUCCGCCGGACUCUCACCAUGGCUUUGGCAUCUGCGUGAAGGGUGGCAAGGACGCAGGUGAGAUCCGCAGUACCUUCAGGCUACCCCCGUCGCCGUACUUCGUGCCUCGAGACCGAGAAGCGCAGUCAGGGGUUGGCGUCUACAUCUCGAGGGUGGAGGAAGGUUCGGUGGCCGAACGCGCUGGACUCAGGCCAGGAGACACCAUCCUGGAGGUGAACGGUACACCCUUUCGCGCGGUCACCCACGAAGAGGCCCUCAAAAUGCUGAAGUCCUGCAGGACUCUGAGCAUGACGGUACGAGGACCCGCCUUGGAUCCCCGCUGCCGGGGCGGUCACCCCGUGUGGUCGUCGUCGGGCCGCCAGCAGUCCUGCAGCUGGAUGGACCGCCAAGGCCGUCCGGCGUCCCCGCCGCCCCUUCAUCCGCCCCGCGAUUCCCGCUACGGACCGAGGACGCGGAAGGUCGAGCUGUGCAUCGAACCCGGCCAAUCUCUAGGCCUGAUGAUCCGUGGCGGCCUCGAAUACGGCCUCGGAAUCUACGUGACGGGCGUUGAUAAGGACAGCGUCGCCGAUCGCGCCGGGCUCCUCGUGGGCGAUCAGAUCAUCGAGGUGAACGGGCAGAACUUCGAGGAGGCGACGCACGACGAGGCUGUUCAGAUACUGAAGACCAACAAGAGGAUGAGCCUGCUGAUACGUGACGUUGGCAAAGUGCCCCAUUCGUGUACCACCAGCCAGCCUAUAGUUGUCCCGACCACCCGAUACCCUGAGCACGAUCCCUUACUGCUGGAAAGCCCCGGGAAUCAUCGUCCACCCAGUCCAGUGAGCAGCACGAACGAGUGGAGGCACCGGGGUGGCAUUCACACCAUUUCGGCGGCCACCGCCGCCAUGGUGGAGGAGAAGGCGCGUGUCGUCCUCGCCAGGAGCGAACGUGCCGCGCUCUCUCAGCUCCUGGCGGAUUACAGGACGAGAAGGUUGACGAUAGAGGAACUGAUCGUCAGUCUGAGCGACCUGCUCAACACCCACGAGAAGUUGACGCUGCUGACGGAGCUUAGGGAGUUGGUUGACAACAAGGACAGAGCGGCCUUCGACGAUCUCGUUUACCGGCCCAGAAUAGCAAUGGCCAGGAGAAAAGGCGACCGCGCACACUCGGACCUGAUAGUGACUCCCUCGCUGCACGAUCUUCCGAGGGGUGUGCCCGGUUGCCGUCCGGGACGACUGGUGGACGUCGAGGGAGAUCCCCUAGGAGUGACGGGCCCUCUUCUACCGCGGGAUAGCCAGGAGUAUAGAUCACCGAGCGAGGACAGCGGUCUCGGGGCCGACAUGCCCAGGACCAGAGUGGGCUGCAGGAGGGCGCAGCAGCACCAAGUGACGACCUCCGACCUCGCCCUCUCCAAUGAUGACGAGUGCGACAAUCAGGAUUACGAUGACGAGAUCGAGAACGGACGGGGUCGCAGACACAGCUCUCCGGGCGGUUCACGAGGUAACCCCAGGGAUUACGGCCAUCACCUGCACCCGGACAAUUUGGAGAGCGAUGGGGGUUGCGAGGGUAGCGACGCCGAGAUGAUCGGUAACGGGAGACGGGGCGCCGGCGACAGGAAUCGCGAUUUGGAGGAAGAUGACGAGCUCGAGAGCAGGGAGGAGAGGGGCUCGGAGAGUGAAGGAGGUGGUGGAGGUUUCGGUGGUUGGAGGUCCCACCUGCUCGGUGGACUAACGCAACGCGUCAAAUCCUGGUACUGGGGCGCCAGGCCCCUCGAGCUCGCGCACAAGCUCUCGCGGAGCUUCGACAUGCAGGAGGCGCAGCUGCUGGAGGAGGGUAGCUCCGGCAGCGGGUCCGCCGUGGGUGGGACCGCGGGGGGUCCCCCGCGGCGGCAUCACAGCGUACAGCGGCUAACCCGCAGCGAGAUGUCGGAGCGACGGGAGGAGGACGGCGCCCUGGUCGUGCCCGAUCAUCAGGGCAACCUGCGGAUCACCGUAAAGAAGACCAAGUCGACUUUGGGCAUCGCCAUCGAGGGCGGCGCCAACACCAAGCACCCACUGCCCCGGAUCAUCAACAUACACGACAACGGAGCAGCUUACGAAGCUGGCGGCCUCGAAGUCGGACAGCUCAUCCUCGAGGUCGAUGGUCAAAAAGUUGAAGGACUUCACCAUCAAGAGGUCGCGCGACUGAUCGCGGAGUCAUUCGCGCGCCGCGACCGAAACGAGAUCGAGUUCCUGGUGGUGGAGGCGAAGAAGAGCAACCUGGAGCCGAAGCCGACGGCGCUCAUUUUCCUGGAGGCGUAGCAGGAAUCUCCCACCUCCGAGCCGGAACCACCAUAGCCCAACCUGACCAAGGCUCGGCCGGCGGCGACUCAACCCGAACGUCGCCGCCGUUGAAUCCGAUCGAGACUGAACCACCAAUGUCGGACGUCCCUACGACAAUCUCUCGAAGGGAUCCGACCUUUGGAGAACCAGCCUUGAGGGGGGGGCUAACAACUAGUCUUCCCCCUCGAGUUCUCUCGACUCGGAUGGCCGAGCUGUAGGUCAGCCGCUAAUUGAUUAACCUGGCCCUGGCGGUGGGAACUUCACUUCGCCCGCUGAUGAAACAACAACAACAACAACCCUUCGAAGAAGCACUUCGUCGGAAGGGAGAAGAGCGAGAACGCCGGCGAGAGAUUUCGCGGAUCGGCGUUGCCAGAUCCUCCCUCGAUAUUUGAGCCCGAGUCGUCCCGUGAAUAACCGCGUUAUUCCACGUACACACAGGGGACAAGGAUCCUAGAAAGUUCCUGGAUGCUCGUGCUGAAGUGGUAGCUGGAGUCGCAACUCGCCCUCCCCUCGCGCGCGAAACCCGCAAAUCGGCACGAGACUGCCACUGGGGAAGAGUUACUUUUACUGUAUAUAUACAUACAAAACACAUACCGCUGUACAUACCUUCUCGUAACAGACGCAGUUCGAUAAGAAGCAGGAAGCUGUAGUCGAUACUCUCCGAGAGCAUUCGGGACAGACACAUCUUCGGCUUUCGGGUUUCUGGCAACGCCGUUCCCGAACCUCGAGAGAAAGAGAAAGAGAGAGAGAGAGAGAGAGAGAGAGAGAGAGAGUUGCAGAACUCUGUUCAUCAAUUAAUAAUUGCGCGAUCGUAACCAGGUGAACGCGAGAGCUAUACGUCGGCCCUCGGAGGACCCCAAACAUAGAGCGCGAAUAUAAAGAAUCGUAUAUUUUAUUUUUCAACGUUGCUUCAAGGUGGUUCGAUGGAGAAAACGGAAGGAUCGCGCAAUGUGCCAAACUAACGCAAGCCGUUUGCGUAUUACUAAUAAAGCUACUAAUCGCUAAGGGAUCGAUUCGAGACGAGAGGGAGGAGGGAAGGGGGAAGGGAGACAAAUUCGGCGGAACGCGCGAGAAAGGGGUGGGUAGACGAGGGACGGGCGGACCUACAUGCUCACACGGCGUAGUUGCGUGAACGAUUACCUCACAGACACAAUUUCACCAGACCUUACACCCACGUUCGACACGGAAUAUUAUAUUUCGGGCGCGAAUCUCCGUAUUUCGACGGCGCGGAGGUCACGUCGGCCCGAGUCGAGAUUAAUCGCGCCGUUGAUUAAUUAUGAGAGUUACGGAUGGCGUUUGUGUGUCCGAAAGGUAGGAGGACGUGAUCGAAGGCUCGUCGUGUUUCGGGAGGAGCUUUAAGAACUUUUAGGAAUUUAAUUGAAUGGGAAUUAAAUAAAAUAUGGGAAGACAGAUGCCGAGCGCAAAUUAAAUUGAAUCAAAUAACGUGGAUUGAAGAGAUACGAAAGAAGGAUCGGUAAAAUGGGCCGAUUUUUGCUCUCGAAGUGGCAAGUAAAAACUGUAUGUUUUUUUAAAUAUUUUUUGAACCGUUGAAUCUGAUUCUGACCUAUGAAGGGAAAAUAUUACGAAGAUAUUGAAUAAAAAUUAUUAAGAGAAUAAUGUUAAUAAAAAUGAAAGAUGAUAGUAAAAUUAUAGCAAAAUAAACAGCAUUAAGUGAAAAUGGACUAAUAUGUGAGUAACACGAGUUAAUAAAUGACCGAAGCAGAUUGAUGCUUAAUACUUUUUGCUCAAGUCUUACAAUUUCUUAGUAGAGUAAAAUACUACAAUAGAAUAUAAGAAAAGGUCCUUGAAAGAUUUAAUAAAAAAUUUCAAAUAGUUUCCGUCGACAAUGCCUCUGCUUUUAGAUAGAAUUUUUUUUUAGCAGAAUAAACUAUUAAAAAUAAGAGCAUCAUCAUGUUUUAAGGGAGAAAAAUACGAAUUAAUACGUAAAGCUCAACCAUAACAAUUUACACUAGAUCUUUAAUAGCUUUAUAUGCAAUUUAAUAUUUUCCAAAACAUUUUUUUAAAGGUCAGAUUUAAAUUCAACAAUGCAAAAACUACAAAAAGAACUGAUUUACUUGUAUCACUGCGGAAGCAAAAAUCAGUAUAUUUUAUCUUUAUAUUGAAAAACAAUGUAAAAACUAUUCUAUUGAAUAAAAUAUUUUUGAAAAAAAAAACAGACAUUCUAAAUUUCUGAUGGCAAUAUUUUCUACAAUGCGGGUCUGAGUUUCUCUAAUUAUUAUUAUAUUAUAACCUUUGUAGACAUCUGACUACCGAGAUAGUUCAACCCCCUUCUACUUUUCGGAUACAGUUCUGUUGAUCAAGAUUCUCGUUAAUUCGAGUGAUUAGGUGUCGUUCGGCUGGUCCUCGAAAUCGCGCCUAAUACCGCUUAAUAGUCUGUUAAAUGUUAUACUGUUUAGAUUUAACGUUGACGUAGUUGAUAGUCGUUGAUCGGACGUCGCUAGGACGUUGUUCGUCGCGUUGUUCGUUUAUUGCGUUGUCAGUUGUAUGUUAGAAGAUUUUAACCCCUCGGGGACGCGCGAUAUAUUCGCAAACGCUCGCGUGCUUAUUACUAACGUAACCAUAUUUCACGCUGAAAUUUUUAAUAGAAUUGAAUGAGAAUUAAGCAACGUUCCGUUGUCUCUCACCGCAGAGAUCAAUUCGCCAAAGAUUACCGAACUUUUUUACCGAUGUUUAUAAAGUCACUAUUCUUUUUCGUUUAUCCCGCAACGUCUGUGAUAAAGAUAAAAAUCUAGAACGAAUCGAUAUUCAACAAAUAAAAAGUUACAUUAUUUUGGAGACACCUCGUGCGCGCAGAUAUAUCGCGACCCCAAGGUAGGGUUAAUGAUAAUAAAUAUUUUUUUGACUAUCGAGUAAUGGCCGAAGUGCGUCGAUGAUCCGUCAUCGGGGCGGAAUUAACGACGAUCUUGACCCGAGAUCGAGACGAUCGGGCGUCGAACUUGUUACGUUGCGUACCGUUGUUGAGGCUUAAAAGAAGUAUAUUACUCACGUACAUACUAUGGUACACAUAUUUAUACAUGUACAUAUAAGUAUUAUGGUAUGAGAAACUACCGUAGUGGAAUUGCAAACAUCGUACCUAACUACUCUGGGCGUCAAGCGUCUCGCCGAACGGGGGGGAGGGGGGGGGGCAGGGUGGGGAGUAAUUUAAAGAUAAAACAGAAAAUAUUUGAAAAAAAUAAUAAGAAGGCAGUAUUUUCGAAAGAGAACCUAUUAAGCUUAGAGUGAGUGCGUACGCAUAGUAAGGGCCUGAUCGAAUUCGAGUUCGAGCGACGCGAAAUCGCGGAGGAUCCUGCGCGAACGAGAGGACCUCGGCAAGAUCUCUCGAAAUCUCUGGCUCUAGGAAAAAGACGAACAGGUGUGUCGAAUAAGACGAAUCUUUAUAUUUUCUAAUUCGCAGAGCCGGGGCUCGGGUGCGGCGAAUGUGGCGCUUGCCAUCGUGUAAAACGUUUAAAGCCCAAAUGUGACAAUAUAAAUUUCCGUAUAUUUUUAUUAAUACAAUGAAAAUUAUUUAACAUUAUGUAAGUCAAGAAAAGUUUGUCGAAUAUGGGAAUCCUUUGACAAUGAAAUGUAAGGCAAGGAUAUAAAUUUUUAUAAAAUAAUUAACGAUCUUGCGGUUAUCGAAGCACAAAAAGUAUCAAACUCUAAACGAAAAAAUAUUUUUUUCUGUGAAUUACAAGAAUUAAUAUUAUCUAUGUAAAGGUGAAAUACACGUUAUAUGUAUACACACAUUCUGAUUUUAUUUUUCAUUCGUUUGUAAUAUACAUGUACCGUAUUCAAAAUGUGCUUAAAAGAUCUUAACACUCUUUUCUUUUCAUUCCAUUUUAUCGUCGUUAGACAUAAAACAAGGAUAGAAUGAUAAAAAAAACGCCAACGUUUGUAUAAACGCGUUCUAAAUACGAAUCUUUAUUUGUAUGUAUAUACGUGAUUAUAAUAUGUUACUAAAUUAAUGUUAAUAUAUUAAAUAUCAUAAUUAUAAUUUCUUAUUAUAUAUAUAUCACAUAUGGUAAAAAGAGGAAUGUACUUUUUUGUUUUUACUAAAAAGCGCAUUUUUAUUUUUUGCCUCGAAUGCCGAAACACCUGGUCCCGGCUCAGCUAAUUCAAAUCACAAACCGUACGUUAUUUCAUAUACCUCCCACAUUUUCACAGAUUUUUACGCAAAUUUAAUUUAACUGUGUACCUUUAGAGUCAAAGAAAAUUAGUUGCUGCGAUAUUCGUUUUACUUUUUGCUAUUAUGAAUAUAUUGCAUACAAUUUAUAAUUAAAUAUAAUGCGCAGAAAACCGUGAUAUAUGUUCUUUUUCCUCGAGUCAGGAAAGUUUUCUGGAAAGUUCUCUGGAAAUUUCUGCGAGAGUAGCAAGUCACUAGUCAAUAAGCGCAUCCCAUUCUUGCGUAUAUGCAUAAUUUUGACGAAUAGAUGCGUUUUGCGCGAAUAAACACAAAGUCCUUGAAGAGAUAUAGAAAUUAUUAUAUAUAUAUAUUAAGUGUUAUCUUCGUAUAUGUAAGCGAUAAAUAGAGCAGGAAUUGAGUAGUGCGUAAUGACAAGCAUACCGCGAGUAUUUUAAUACGCUAAUCACGCAUCCGCCGGAGAGGAGAAACGAUUCGAUCGUCCGCGAUUUUGCCGAAACUAAAGCAAAAGAGAAAAAAAUAUAUAUUAAAACCGUAGGGUAUAAUACGCGUGCGAACCAUUGUACAGUUGUAUGAAUGCCAAAUCGAGCCACAGGCGAGCGAAGAAAGACACUUAAUCACAUUAUCCAGACGAUUAACCCCUCAUCGAUAUGAUACACAAAUAUUAUUCAUAAAUAGAUAGAAUAUUUCAUAUUUAUUCUUUUAUUCAAAUUGAUAUUUUGGUGUUUCCAAAUUUUUACUUUGAUAUCUCUUAAAGAAAACUUCUGAGAAUUCUUCAAACAUAAUCUUUCAGAAUUUAUAUAAAUUUUAGAAUUAUAUAACUUCUUUUAGAAAUUUUUUUCAGAUUUUUUAAUGCAAAUAUUCAAACAUUUUACAAAAAAGUACUGAAAAAAUGUAAAUAUUUUCUAAAAUUCUUUGUAUGAUAAAUUCCGAAAUAUUGUAACAAUUGUAUACUUUUCGGGAAAAGCUUAUAAAAUAUGAAGAAGUUAAAAUUAUAUUUCUAUAAUUCUUUGGUUCUAUAAUUUUCUCUAAUUCUUUAUAUAUCUAAUUUAAAAUAUUUUUUCAAGAAAUCUUCAUAAAUUUAAAAUAUAAAAAAUUCUGAAAAAUAUUAUGAGAUAUAAGAAUUUUUUUCAUCGGGAUAGAUUUGCGUAAAAAUGUUUAAUAUUCCACAUUGCUAAAUACCUAAUAAUAAAGCCUUGGAAUAAAAUUUAAAUUAAUUAAAGUCAAUUGCUUAAUAUUAAUUUCAAAACAGAGAUUUUUAAUUACGCAGAAAAGUAAUGUUUUCUCUCGCAUAUAUUAUUAAAAAAGACUCUAUCUUUUAAAAGCUAUCACGUUACGAGGGUUUAAUCGUCUGAGAUUUCAGCAAAUGUGCCAAAAAGUUUGCGCUUAAUCAUAUCCAUCAAUCGACAUGGACGGCUUCAAUCGACAACGUCAUGUCGAAGGAGAGGAAGGUGGAACAAGAGGGAGAGGGAGGGAGAGACAUCAGCAAAUUGAGAAAAAUUUCCCGGAGCACAUUUGAAUCUUUUCUUCGCUAUUAUUUUGUAGCAUGUACGGGAGCAUGAGAAGUCGCUUUAAUCACUACGUCGCAGACGAGGGGAAAGAGGAACAAUAUUAAGGAAGGAGAGCUAAAAGAGCGCGCUGACGGGACAAACGAGAGAGAGAGAGAGAGAGAGAGAGAGAGAGAGAGAGAGAGAGAGAUCGUCGAACGAAUCAGUGCGCCGGGCUCGAAAGACGAGAAAGGACGAGGGGAAUUUUGAAAAAAGCGACGGGAGGAAAGUACAAGGGACUUGAAACAAAGAAAAAGAAAGAGAGAGAAAGAGAGGAAGAAAGAGACAUAAAAUAAGAUGAGAUAUUUUUGUAAAGCUUUCGAUGUUUAACCGCGCAAUCCCAGAAACGUUUCGAAGAUCUCAGCUGACAUAUCCGACAAUGCCUUAUCGCUUUUAAAAAAGAAAAAUCGAAAACUAUCGGGGAACGUUAUGCGAGAGGGAAACACGAAAACACCGGGAUACGCGUGAGACACCUGACACACAACCCCAAUCCAUUUCCCGCCUUCCGAGAGAAAUAAGUCGCAGGACACUCGGUAGCACGCUUAAAAGUUGCUUAAAAACUGCAAUUUUAAACUGCAGUCUUAAUAAUCAUGCAAAUCUAUUCAUUUCUGUUUUCUUAUAUUUGAAAAAUGCAGGAAGAUGAAAGGAGUUAAAUAGAAGAUUUUAUCUUAAAAGAUAAUUCAAUUCAGCGCGACGUGGAAAAGGAAAGAUCGAGGAGAUAUUAGCGUCGAAUCGAGUCUUAACCCUAGAAUGUUAUUAUAAUAAUUUAUUUAUAAUAUAACUUAAUUUAAUAUUAAUUUAAUGAUAUUUAUUUAUAGAAUAUCUAUAAUUUAGUUUUUAUAAAAACAUAUAACUGAAUUAAUUAACUCAAGAGAAAAGAAAGAAGAGGCACGCUAAUAAAUUCAAUCUGCGAGCUGCAUGUCAAAUUUACGAUGGUACUCUAGGGUUAAUUGAUCAAUGAGCGUCGUAAUUCUUUACUUGACUGACGUAAUUUAUUAUUUUCGCACGCGUGUUGCGCACGAUAUUUUUUCUCAGCUCGCAAAAACGUACGAUUUCGGUCGCGCGCUGUUUAAGCCGCGCUCCAAAUCGAGAGAGUCCCGAGAGUGAGCUCUUAAUCUUUCUUAACCGACACUUUUCUCCGACGAGAUUGAGCGGCACGAUUAUCCGGAAUUUUCCCUCAAACGAUCUCGUUUUCGACGAAAAAAAAAAAAAGUACAAUUAUAUUUAGAUUUAAAAUCGCGCGAGCCAGUUUCGAGAAGGAAAAAGGAAGAUUUACAUAUAUAACGAAUUUUAUAAUCUCAUUAGUUUCCAUCCCUUUUACAAAAUAAUCUUUUUCCGACCGGAACAAAUCCCGAUCCCGGCUUUAACGCGUAAUCUCAUAUCCCUCGUACGAAGAAUGGAAAAAGGUAUCUCACGUGGCACGAUGACGGAAAGGAAAUCGAAAUUUAAUUAAGUAAUAACAACAAUUAAUGCAAAGUCUCGCGUAACUCCUAACUCCUAUUUACUGAUCAAUUGGAAGAGAAUGUGAGGGAGAAAAAUAAGCGAAAAAUUAAAAUAGGAACACAUUAUUAUCACGUUGCGUGCUUGUUUUCACUUGUCACAUUUUGUUAUUGGAUUUGGUAUUCAGUCGUUGCACCACUUUUUUUGCAAUUAACAUAAAAAAGAGAGACAUUUCAUCAAAGGCGUCUGUAAUUAUGACUCAUCUGCAAUUUAAAUUGAUGGAAAUUUAAAUGGUACAUUAUUCCGGAAAAGCUGUAUUAUUUUUCUAAUUCUGUUUUCUUUUUUUAGCCGUUUUGAAUAACAAUGUAACCAGUAUCGGAAAAAAUGGUUAGUUGAAAUAGAAAAAGUAAUAGAAAUAUUUAAUUAAAAUAUGUACUUAUAAAAACAUUAUUUGAAUUAAUUGUUGUACAUUUAAACAUAAAAAAGCAAAUAAUAUUUAAUAUUUACUUGAAAUAACUUAUUUAUUUUACAUUAUGAUAUAUUAAAUAAGUUUUCUGCAGUUUCUAUUGUUUACUCAUGUUAAAAUAUUUUCUAUUUAUUAAAAGAACAAAAUAGAAAAUAAUAAAUAGAAAAGCAACAGGAAAUAGAGAAAAUUUACAUAUCUAUCUAUAUACAUCAAAAUGUAUAAAAUAAAUAUCUUACUUUAGUAAAUGUGUACAUAAAUGAAUACUAUUUUUUUAUAUUUGCUUCACAAAAUACGUACUUCAGAAAUACGUAUUUUUUUUCUAUAUAGAUUCUUUUACAAAAUAUAUUUCUAUUAUAUCUAUUUCAAUUUUUCUCUAGGAUCAAUUACAACUAGAUAGACAAUUCUUGCUUGAAAUUAGAUAACAAUUAAUGCAGUAAUCGACAAAAGAAUUUGCAGACCAAGAAAAGCUAAGUAUUUAUCGAUGAACAAAACAGUGGAAAUAAAUUGAAAAUCUACACUGUGGAUUCAUUAAUAUUAUUAUCUAUACGACGUGACGUGAUAAUGGUGUAUCCACACCGUUAAUACUGACACAUAAAAAACAGUAUGUAAUUAUAAUUGUAAUUUACUAUUUAUACAUACGCAAGAGCUCGUUCAUUCGCGUUUCGUAGAUCAUCUCUUUUGCAAUCGAAACUUAUAUAUCUCUAACACAUGCGUACACACGUACAUGCAUAUACACACACAUACACAAAUAAACAAUACAUCUACAUCCCAAUACAAAAGCAUACGUGACAGUCACACGAUGCAUGGAUCAAAAAACAAAAUCAGCGCGCUAGGUUGCAUUAAUUAAGUAACUCGUCAGUUUAUUGUAUCGCCUCGAGGAAACAACGUUGUUGCGUAAAGGAAAGAAUAAUAAGAUGAAUCGAUUCACACGUACAUGACCACGUAGAGCCAUGUUAAGAAGGCGAUUGCGAAGGCGUAGCUCACAGCACGGCAUGGCACGUGCGAGCGCGCGCUGCCAUUUUAUCAUUAUUGUUCUUAUCAUUAUGAUGAUUAUGGUGAUUAUUAUUACUACGAUGAUGACGAUUAUUAUUACUAUAAUUGAAUAAAACGUUCACCACG
Molecule: messenger RNA, 11984 nt
Organism: Monomorium pharaonis (pharaoh ant)
Lineage: Eukaryota; Metazoa; Arthropoda; Insecta; Hymenoptera; Formicidae
Gene: dysc
Product: whirlin
Exons: 16
Coding region: 320-3250 (976 amino acids)
Cellular component (GO): stereocilium tip; plasma membrane; cilium
Molecular function (GO): protein binding
Source: RefSeq, a predicted model, not a curated record